UAUUGUAGUAAAAAAUGCAAAUAUGGCAUCUGGAAAUGCCAAGAGAUCUGCUAAAAAGCCAAAAAAUCGUAAAAAUAAGGUCGUUUUAGUAUUUGACGAAAAUAAGAGAAGGGAUUUCCUAACUGGUUUCCACAAGAGAAAAUUGCAACGCAAAAAAGAUGCCAAAGAGAAGUUUGAGAAAGAGCUGAAAGAAGAAAGGAAGCGAAUUAAAGCUGAAGCAAAAGAAUCUUACAAAAAACUAGUGGUUUCGCACAGACCGAUACCAGAACUAGAGAACCUUAUCAGCGAAGAAUAUGAGAAUGAUGACGUAACUGUUAAAGUCGUGGAGUUAGCGUCAAGCGAGAUAGCUAACAAGAAUCAUUGGAUUGGAGCAAACCAACCAAAAUAUGAUGCAAACGAAGAAGAAAGCAGUGAAGAAUCUCACAAUGAAGACGAGGAGGUUCCCGGAAUGGAAUUGAAGCCUAAGAAGAAGUCCAAAGAGAAGCAAACGGAGAAAGUAGAAUUUCAGACUGAAAAGGACGUGAAAAAGGCAUUGAAAAAACAGGCGACAAAGACAGUGAAAAAGAGUAAAGUGUUUCAAAUGAAAAAUAAAUUGGAACGUCAAAAGCAAAAGAAAAAAUCGCUCCAGAUGAAGAAACAGAGGAUGAAAUUUCAUAAGUCUGAUAAAGGCCACAGGAGGAAAAAAGGGAAUGAAUAAGUUUGUGAUUAUAUUUUGGGACAUACAUAGAAUUUAAACUUGUGGGAAAACACAAAAGUAAUGCACGAGUUGUAAUAUGUACCAUCGGAACGAAAAAAUUGAGAAUAAACAUGCUAAAAAUGUAAUAAAACUUACAUAAAUAAUUUAAUGAAAGGUCAGUGUGAAUUUCUUUGUCAGAUCAUAAAAUGUUUUAU
This is a messenger RNA of Anoplophora glabripennis (Asian longhorned beetle), 891 nucleotides long. It is a transcript of the gene vito, whose product is annotated as nucleolar protein 12. Lineage: Eukaryota; Metazoa; Arthropoda; Insecta; Coleoptera; Cerambycidae. Gene Ontology annotation, cellular component: nucleolus. Bases 23 to 697 code for a protein of 224 amino acids. The transcript is spliced from 2 exons. The record is from RefSeq and is a predicted model, not a curated record. Gene Ontology annotation, molecular function: RNA binding.